GUGGGAAAGUGAAGGAAGGCGGACUCCAAGCGGCGCUCCCCGAGGCGGAUCGGGUUCCAGAGGCAGAAGGCGCACGGGCGGCUGGCUAGAGCCUGAGCUCCCGGAGGCCGGCGCGAUCAGCAGCUUCAGAGAAGCCAGGCAGCGGCUGAGAGGGGAUGGUGCCGCGAGGCGCCGGGAAAAAGGCGCCGUCCGUCCCUCUCAGGGUUAGUGAAUGAGGCGUUCCCGCCCGGGCCGGCCCGGGGACUCUUCGCUGCGGGUCCCAGCAUGAGCGCGGGCCCCGGCUGUGAGCCCUGCACCAAGCGACCGCGCUGGGCCGCUUCUGCAACUUCUCCGGCUGCCGCUUCUGACGCCCGGCGUUUCUCCGGCCGGCAGAGGCGCGUCCCCGACCCCAAGAACGCUCCCGUGCGGCUCAGGGCCCCACCGUCCUCGCCAGGCUGCAUCCCGGGGCGGGCGGGACCGCACCGAGGCAGCACCACCUCGCUUGUUUCCAGACAGAAGACUAUUACCAGUUGGAUGGACACUAAAGGAAUCAAGACAGCAGAGUCAGAAAGUUUGCAUAGUAAAGAAAACAACAACACAAGAGUAGAAUCCAUAAUGAGUUCUGUACAAAAAGACAACUUUUAUCAACAUAAUAGGGAAAAAUUAGAAAACGUCUCUCAACUAAGUCUGGACAAAUCAUCGGUUGAAAAAAAUACACAGUAUUUGAACCAGCAUCAGACUGCAGCUAUGUGUAAGUGGCAAAACGAAGGAAAACAUACAGAACAGCUUUUGGAAAGUGAACCUCCAGUAGUCACGCUGGUGCCAGAGCAAUUCGGUAAUGCUAAUGUUGGUCAGUCACCCCAAAAUGAUGAUCACAGUGACACAGAGAGUGAGGAAAGUAGAGAUAAUCAACAAUUUUUGACACCUGCUAAGCUUAUAGAGCAAAGUAUAGAAGAUGAACAGGUCAUAGAAGACAGAAGUCAACAGAAAUGUAGCAAAUCUUGCCAUCCUGUGGAAGAGUGUGUAGGUUGUGAGUCAGAAGAGAUAGAUGUGGUACCAGAGAGUCCUUUGUCAGACAUUGGCUCUGAUGAUGUUGGUACUGGACUAAAAAACGCCAAUAAAUUGAGUAGACAAGAAAGUAGUUUAGGGAAUUCUCCAUUUGAGAAAGAAAGUGAACCCGAGUCUCCAAUGGAUGUAGAUAAUUCCAAAUAUAGUUGUCAGGACUCAGAAGCAGAUGAAGAGACAAGUCCAGGUUUUGAUGAACAUGAAGAGAGCAGUUCCUCUCAAAUAGCAAAUAAACCAAGGUUCCAAGCAAGGGAAGCUGACACUGAGUUGAGAAAACGGUCUUCUGCUAAGGGCGGGGAAAUGAGACUACACUUCCAAUUUGAAGGAGGAGAGAGUCGUACCGGCAUAAAUGAUUUAAACACCAAAGUACCUGGAAACACUACCAGUAUGAAUGUGGAAUGCAGAAGUUCCAAGCUGCAUGGAAAAAAGGAUUCUAAAAUCACAGAUCAUUUCAUGCGAAUACCCAAAGCAGAGGACAAAAGAAAAGAACAGUGUGAAAUCAAACAUCAAAGAGCAGAAAGGAAGAUCCCUAAAUACAUUCCACCUCACCUUUCUCCUGAUAAGAAAUGGCUUGGAACUCCUAUUGAGGAGAUGAGAAGAAUGCCUAGAUGUGGGACCCGGCUGCCUCUUUUGAGACCAUCUGCCAAUCAUACAGUAACUAUUAGGGUAGAUCUUUUACGAGCGGGAGAAGUUCCUAAACCUUUUCCAACACAUUUUAAGGAUUUGUGGGACAACAAACAUGUUAAGAUGCCUUGUUCAGAACAAAACUUAUAUCCUGUGGAAGAUGAGAAUGGUGAGCGAACUGCAGGAAGCCGGUGGGAGCUCAUUCAGACUGCACUUCUCAAUAAAUUCACACGACCCCAAAACCUGAAGGAAGCUAUUCUGAAAUAUAACGUGGCAUAUUCGAAGAAAUGGGAUUUUACUGCUUUGGUUGAUUUCUGGGAUAAGGUAUUGGAAGAAGCAGAAGCUCAACAUUUAUAUCAGUCCAUUUUGCCUGAUAUGGUAAAGGUUGCACUCUCUCUUCCUAAUAUUUGCACUCAGCCAAUACCACUCCUGAAACAGAAGAUGAAUCAUUCCAUCACAAUGUCACAGGAACAAAUUGCCAGUCUUUUAGCUAAUGCUUUCUUUUGCACAUUUCCACGGCGAAAUGCUAAAAUGAAAUCGGAGUAUUCUAGUUACCCAGACAUUAACUUCAAUAGAUUGUUUGAAGGACGCUCAUCCCGGAAACCAGAGAAGCUUAAAACACUCUUUUGCUACUUUAGAAGAGUCACAGAAAAAAAACCUACUGGGUUGGUGACAUUUACAAGACAAAGUCUUGAAGAUUUUCCAGAUUGGGAAAGAUGUGAGAAAACCCUAACUCGAUUACAUGUCACUUAUGAAGGUACCAUAGAAGGAAAUGGUCAAGGCAUGCUGCAGGUGGAUUUUGCAAACCGUUUUGUUGGAGGUGGUGUAACUGGUGCAGGACUAGUACAAGAAGAAAUUCGCUUUUUAAUCAAUCCUGAAUUGAUUGUUUCACGACUUUUCACUGAGGUUCUGGAUCACAAUGAAUGUCUUAUCAUCACAGGUACUGAACAGUACAGUGAAUACACAGGCUAUGCUGAAACUUAUCGUUGGGCUCGGAGUCAUGAAGAUGGGAGUGAAAAGGAUGAUUGGCAGCGACGUGGCACGGAAAUAGUCGCUAUUGAUGCCCUUCACUUCAGACGUUACCUCGACCAGUUUGUGCCGGAGAAAAUCAGACGUGAACUUAACAAGGCUUACUGUGGAUUUCUUCGUCCUGGAGUUUCUUCAGAGAAUCUUUCUGCAGUGGCCACAGGAAAUUGGGGGUGUGGUGCCUUUGGGGGUGAUGCUAGAUUAAAAGCCUUAAUACAGAUACUGGCAGCAGCUGUAGCUGAGCGAGAUGUGGUUUAUUUUACCUUUGGGGACUCAGAAUUGAUGAGAGACAUUUACAGCAUGCACACUUUCCUUACUGAAAGGAAACUGACUGUUGGAGAAAUAUAUAAAUUGUUGCUCCGAUAUUACAAUGAAGAAUGCAGAAACUGUUCUACCCCUGGACCAGAUAUCAAGCUUUAUUCAUUCAUAUAUCACACUGUUGUAUCCUGUGCAGAGAGUACCAAUCAGCCAGGACAGAGGACUGGUGCCUGAGGAGCCAAGCAAAUAGAACCACCUUCCACCACUCAUCUGAAACAUCCUGUUUGAAUUGUCAUGUGUAAUAUAUGAACUGACUUAUCUUAAUAUAAAUGUGUAUAUAAUCCACAUUUGUAGGUAAAGAUGCAUUCCUUCCUGCAUACUUAACAAUUGUCAGUUUGUACAUCUAAAACCUCUCCAUCUUGACUUAUUCAGGCUUAGAUAUUUUGUUUCUGCUUUUAUUUCUAUAUUCAUUAUUUGACUUUUCUUUUUUAUGCCCAUGAGAUUUCUUUUUUUGCCUAUAUAUUAUAUAAAUUUUACCACCACUGGCAGAUGCCAGUGGUGCCAGGGAAGAAGUUGAAAUCCAAAGAUUCUUUAUCUGGUUUGCUAAAAAUGACCCUAUGAAGGCUACAGUGAUAGUACAGUGGGUAGGGUGUUUGCCUUGCACACAGGCCAACCCAGGUUCAGUUGGCCUCAGCAUCCUCUAUUGUCCCCCAUGCUCACCAGGAGUGAUUACUGAGAGAGAGCCAGGAGUAACCCCUGAGCAUCACUGGAUUGACCCAAAAACCUUAAAAAAAAGAAAAAGAAAAGAAAGAAAAAAAAUGUUCCUAUGAAGACUUUCACUCAAUUCUAAUUAUGAUUGUACUGUUUCAAGUUUUUAGAUUUUGAAAAUAAAGAUUCCUCCCCCCUACAUGUUACAUAAUGCAAAUAUGAUAGGGUAAGACUAUUAUUUAUUUUAAACAAUAAUUUCUACAAAAAGUUUUUUUGAGACAUCAUCCUUACUUGUAACGGUUUAUCCUUUUUUCCCUGAACAAUUUUUAUUGGAAAUUGACCAGUAUAGAUGGAAAUACAGAGUUUCCCUUAUGAUUUAAAAAUGUGUAUAUUCAAGAGAGUUGAAGGGUAUUUUUUCUUUAUUUCUUUGGAUUUCUUUUUUCCAGUUUAGGGUUAUUGUUUGUUCCUGGUGCUUGAGGCAUAUUCUAUAACCAAAGUUUGGGAACUGGAAACUUCAUGCUGAUUUGUACAUACUGAAGUUUCUCUAGUAUUCAAAGGUUAUAGAACUAAUAAAUUUUCUUUAAGAAAUCAUUUAUCAGAAAUUCAUCUUUAUAUGUAUGUGUGUGUGUGUUUUCCUUAAAUAUGUGUGCAAACACAUAAAAUAUAAAUAAAACGCUAGUUGUGAAAAAUGAUUCGGUUUAGUUUAGGACUUUUUAAAAUCUUUUAUCUAUAACUGUACAUCUAAAACUGUCAGCAAAUAUGUCUUUCAAAGGUUGAGAUAGUAGCUGAUACCAAACCUAUGUUAAUUGACAGUAGAGUUUAAUCACAAGCUAUUCCUAUUUCUAAAUAGUCCUGAAGUAUACUGUUCAAAUUCUGGUUUACAGUCAGCUCUCAGGAAAAACUAUUAAAGCUCAAAGGCUAUUAAUAAGGAGUUAGACAGCCCAAACACUUAAUAUUAAUAUUGGCAGGAGAGGUUCAGAGGGAUAGUAGAGGUAAAGGCUUUUGCCUGGCAUGUUGCUACAGCUGCAACAUUGGUUCGGAUUCCAAGCAAAGUCUGCAUUGCUUUCUAUUUUUUUUUUAACCCUUUUGAAGAGAUUGAGAAGUUAAAAGGGAUUGGCACCUGAAGGCAGCCUUUUCUCUUUCACAAAAUAUUUUCUGCUCUGCAUCUUCAUUCACUAAGUAAAUUUAAGGCAUCUGGCUGUAUUUCCACUAAUACUUAAGUCCUCUCUUCCCAACCUUUUCUACGCUUAGGUUAAGCAUUUAUGGUUUUAUUUCUUCUCUUUUUCAAUCUCCAUAUCCUUUUCCUCUUAUACAGACCCAAGACUAAAUGAACAAUUUUGGGUUUUUUUAAUGCCGCAUAAGCACAUGGUUCAUGUGGUAGAGAAAUCAUUACCCAGAAUAAUGGACCAUACUGUCUAAUAUUUUAGAAUAUAGUAUCUAAGACUCUUAAUUCUCAGACGGCAGAAUAGACUUAGUAACUGGACUAUCUGCCUGAAUAUCACUGUUGAGGACUUUCAAAAUAAAACAAAUGCCUCAUUCUUCUACUUCAUUCUGGGAUUGGGACAAUUGAACCAGAUGGAAUGUGAAGAGAACUAUUGAUCAUUUUUAAAAGGGAGAAAGGUAGAGAGAAUAUGAGUACUUUGUUCUUAAAGACCCUCUAAAAAUUUUUUUUUAAUCUAAUACUUAUUCUAAGGCCUUUAAGUGCACUUUUUAAAUUUUUCAUGUGGUUUUACUGUUUUAUUUCAUAUUGUGUAUCCCUCCUUUUUUCCUUUAUACAUAGGCAUAAAAUGAUUUUUAGUUUAAUAUUUUUAAGUUUUUAAUACAAUUCCCUAUUUUUUUUGCUACUUAUCUCCCUCAGUCAUAUAAUAACAUUUUAAGGAAACAGUGUGGCAAAAUGGAAAGCCAUGAGAUUUUUUUAAUUAGAUUAGGUGGGUUCAAAUGCUAGCUACAUAUCCCUAGCUAACGCUUUUUUUUUUAUAGACAUAUAUUUAUUGAUGAAAUACAGUUACUAGAGUCCUUGGUAUUUCAGUGAUCAUUCCACAUUAUAAAUUAUUCACCACGUGUAUUCUUUUAAGUCUACACCCAGUCAUGCUGUCAUUCUUUUCAGGUAAACCUUAGCCAUUUCUUCUGUCAAGUGCUUUAGUAUCCAUUUAAACUGUAAAUGAAGUACUUGAGCCAAACGAUUACUUGAGCAAAAUUAUUUUCAGAAAUAGAAGAGAAAGACAAUGACUCUGAAGAAAAAGCAUCUGAAUUAUCAAAUCCCAAAGAACUAAACCUCUGUAAUUUGCUGUUAUACUAAUGGGCCAAGUAGCCUUGUUGCAGAAGACACAUAACUUCAAUAUCUCUCACCUACAACAUUUAAAUAUGCUUUCUUAGACAUUUCUUUUUCUGACUCUUUUUGGGAGGAGGGGAAGGGCCUCUCAUAGCAGGUUGGUGGCGGAGUCCCCACCAGGGCCCCACCAAAGCUCAAUGCAAGGCCCGAGGAUGCCAUGCGGCUCAGGCCCUGCAGUGCUAGCAGCCUGCAGGGUUCCACAUAUGGGGAGUGAGUGUAUGAUGCUGGGGAUCAAAUCCAGAUGUUCUAAUCACUCUACUAUUUCUCUGCUCAUAAAUAUAUUUUUCUCUAAAUUUUAAAAAGUGUAUUUAAACUACUGGCAGAGUUUACUUUUUUUAAAUACACCUGGCAGUGCUCAGGACUUAAUCCUGGCUCUGUGCUCGGGGAUCACUCCUGAUGGGCUCAGUACCAUAUUGGGGUGCUGAGGAUCAAACCCAGGAUUGAAGCAAGGUAAGUACUUUACCCACU
Sorex araneus (European shrew) is the source of this 6460-nucleotide messenger RNA. RefSeq names its product poly(ADP-ribose) glycohydrolase (gene PARG). Lineage: Eukaryota; Metazoa; Chordata; Mammalia; Eulipotyphla; Soricidae. The transcript is spliced from 18 exons. Gene Ontology annotation, molecular function: poly(ADP-ribose) glycohydrolase activity. Gene Ontology annotation, cellular component: nucleus; cytoplasm. The coding region runs from base 265 to 3186 and encodes 973 amino acids. Gene Ontology annotation, biological process: regulation of DNA repair; nucleotide-sugar metabolic process; carbohydrate metabolic process. The record is from RefSeq and is a predicted model, not a curated record.